This is a messenger RNA of Puma concolor (puma), 981 nucleotides long. NCBI's taxonomy places the organism in Eukaryota, Metazoa, Chordata, Mammalia, Carnivora, Felidae. The record is from RefSeq and is a predicted model, not a curated record.
GACGUUUUGCGGCACCGUCGGUGAGGCCGGCGGCGUGGAUUUUCUCUGUGGGCGAAUCAUCGCUUUCGUCUCCCUGGACUUUGAAAUGCUUUACCUGAUCGGCCUGGGCCUGGGCGAUGCCAAGGACAUCACAGUCAAGGGCCUGGAAAUUGUUAGACGCUGCAGUCGGGUGUAUCUGGAAGCCUAUACCUCAAUCCUGACUGUAGGGAAGGAAGUCUUGGAAGAGUUCUACGGAAGAAAAUUGAUUCUUGCUGAUAGAGAAGAAGUGGAACAAGAAGCAGAUAAUAUUUUAAAGGAUGCCGAUAUCUGUGAUGUUGCAUUCCUUGUGGUUGGUGAUCCAUUUGGGGCUACCACACACAGCGAUCUUAUUCUGAGAGCAACAAAACUGGGAAUCUCUUACCGAGUUAUUCACAAUGCUUCCAUAAUGAAUGCUGUAGGCUGCUGUGGUUUACAGUUGUAUAAGUUUGGAGAGACGGUAUCUAUUGUUUUUUGGACAGACACUUGGAGACCAGAAAGCUUCUUUGACAAAGUAAAGAAGAACAGACAAAACGGCAUGCACACGUUAUGCUUACUAGACAUCAAAGUAAAGGAGCAGUCUUUGGAAAAUCUAAUCAAGGGAAGGAAGAUCUAUGAACCUCCUCGGUAUAUGAGUGUAAACCAAGCAGCCCGACAGCUUCUGGAGAUUGUUCAGAAUCAACGAGUACGAGGAGAAGAGCCAGCAGUCACCGAGAAGACACUCUGUGUUGGCUUAGCCAGGGUUGGAGCUGAGGACCAGAAAAUUGCAGCAGGCACUUUGCAGCAAAUGUGUACUGUGGACUUGGGAGGACCGUUACACUCUUUAAUUAUCACAGGAGACAACAUGCAUCCAUUGGAGAUGGAGAUGCUAAGUCUGUUUUCCAUACCAGAAAAUAGCGCAGAAUCCUAAAGCAUUGACGGAAUGGAAGCAUAGACAUUUUCUAUUGUUAGAUGGGAAGACUCCAU